Messenger RNA from Arabidopsis thaliana (thale cress), 1126 nucleotides. Its product is annotated as MEF2BNB-like protein. Lineage: Eukaryota; Viridiplantae; Streptophyta; Magnoliopsida; Brassicales; Brassicaceae. The transcript is spliced from 2 exons. Gene Ontology annotation, cellular component: lysosomal membrane. The record is from RefSeq and is marked reviewed. Bases 251 to 946 code for a protein of 231 amino acids.
CGUGGACCUAACAAUUUUGGGGAUUAUUAUCGUCGUCUUCUUCCUUAUGCACCAAUUUUUGUCUGCACUUCACCGUGAAGGAAGCUCAGAAAUUUUACUUUUUCUUUUUGGGAACCCGUGAUCAAAUGAUAGGAGGAACAAAUCAGGAGAGACACAAUUCUUUAUUGACAGAGAAAUUGAUAAUCGAAGAACCCUAUUACCACCGAUUCUCCUCUUUUCUCUCUGUUUCGUCGUCAUCUAGGGUUUCCUAAUGCAUGAGUUCUCUACUGUUGAUGGUUUUGCGGAGAUAAACGAGAGCUUAGCGGAGAUGAUAAAGUACAUUGCAAAUGAACCCUCAGUGGGGCUUUACUACAUUCAACAGCACAUCCGAAACGCAGCACCGAAUGUUAUUAAUCUCAACAACAACGUUUUGGAGAAGUCCCGUGAAACAGGCUUGCAUACCGAAGACUUGGAAGAUUCUAUAGCCAUGGUGAAAUCUAUGAAAGACUGUGGUUCACCUAUUGCUGAUGAGAUGAUAGGAGACAUUAAGAACUCUUUAGCGAUAAUGUCUUCGAAACAACCGAGGAGAGGGGUCAUCCUCAACUCCACAAGUCCUUGGAGCAGAUCCAGCAGUAUAACAACAAGAACGCGUGGUUCUGAUAACAGCCAGGAUAAUAGUGAAAGCAGCAACUAUUUCACAUCAGUCUUCAUGACGGCUAAGGAGAAGGCAAGCAACAUCAAAUGGCCACAACUUGAUUUCAAAGAACAAAAGUCAGAGGCUGACCCCAAUGUGCAAAGCAAUGAGUUAAAAGAAGAAGAAGAAGAGGACUCAGGGAAAGGUGAACAUAUUGUGGAGACAACAAAGUUUGAGGAGUUCAAGGCAGGUAAAGAAGCGAGUCUCAAGGCAUGGCUUGGAGAUAUGGAUGGGAAUGUGGAUGUUGGUGGUCGUGUUGCCGAGAGAAUUUAGAUGUUUUUUCAUUAAUGUCGCUGUGGUUACGGGAGACUGCUUAUUUAUGUAAAUCAUUCACUUACACAGAGAAAAAAGAGUUAAAAUUUUGACUUUACUUUGAACAAGUUUAAACAACUGAAUAAGAGUCCUAUAAGAUUGCAAGUGCAGGAGGAUUCAAACUGCAUUUGGGAGAUAACA